This is a messenger RNA of Mobula hypostoma (lesser devil ray), 4068 nucleotides long. RefSeq names its product serine/threonine-protein kinase SIK3-like. NCBI's taxonomy places the organism in Eukaryota, Metazoa, Chordata, Chondrichthyes, Myliobatiformes, Myliobatidae. The transcript has 24 exons. Gene Ontology annotation, biological process: intracellular signal transduction; protein phosphorylation. Gene Ontology annotation, molecular function: ATP binding; protein serine/threonine kinase activity. The record is from RefSeq and is a predicted model, not a curated record. Gene Ontology annotation, cellular component: cytoplasm. Bases 1 to 4068 code for a protein of 1355 amino acids.
AUGGCGUCCGGCGGUGCAACGAGAAACGGCAACCUUCCGCAGACCUCACUGCCACCACCGCAGCCGCAUAAAACCGGGUCCGCCAGAAUCAACUGUUACGAGAUUGAAAGGACCAUUGGCAAGGGCAACUUCGCCGUGGUCAAACUGGCCACUCACAUCAUCACCAAGGCUAAGGUUGCUAUAAAGAUAGUAGAUAAAACACAGUUGGAAGAGGAAAACCUGAAGAAGAUCUUCAGAGAAGUUCAAAUCAUGAAAAUGUUAAGACACCCUCACAUUAUCAGGCUAUAUCAGGUUAUGGAGACAGAAAGAAUGAUUUAUUUGGUUACAGAGUAUGCAAGUGGUGGAGAGAUAUUUGAUCACCUUGUGGCCCAUGGACGAAUGGCAGAGAAAGAAGCCCGAAAGAAAUUCAAGCAAAUUGUUGCAGCUGUUCAUUUUUGUCAUUGUCGAAACAUUGUACAUAGAGAUCUGAAGGCGGAAAACUUACUCCUGGAUGCUAACCUUAACAUAAAGAUUGCAGACUUUGGAUUCAGUAACAUUUUUACACCUGGUCAUUUACUGAAAACAUGGUGUGGGAGUCCACCUUAUGCAGCUCCUGAGCUGUUUGAAGGAAAAGAAUAUGAUGGGCCCAAAGUGGAUAUAUGGAGCUUAGGGGUGGUGUUAUAUGUGCUCGUAUGUGGGGCCUUACCAUUUGAUGGUAACACACUGCAAAACUUGCGGGCCAGGGUACUAAGUGGUAAAUUUCGAAUUCCAUUCUUUAUGUCUACAGAAUGUGAACACUUGAUUCGACAUAUGCUUGUGCUAGACCCAAGCAAACGUCUGUCUGUGGAACAAAUCUGCAAACAUAAAUGGAUGAAAAUAGGUGACCCAGAUCCAGAGUUUGACCAGUUAAUAAAGGAAUCGAAGCAAGUGAAAGAAAUCAAAGCAGAGCCUCUGAAUGAGCAGGUACUUAUGUACAUGACAGAAUUGGGUCUGGAAAGAGAACGCACACUGCAGUCAUUGAAGACAGAUGCCUAUGAUCAAUUUAAUGCAAUUUACAGUCUACUGUGCGACAAGCUGAAGCGGCAUAAGACAUUGCGCACCUCUGCAUUGUCAAAUAUACCUCACUCUUUGUCAUUUCAGCCACCUGCAAGUGUACAGGCUGAGCAGACAGGUAACACAUUAAGUCUCAAUGUGCCACAGGUACAGCUCAUCAAUCCUGAGAACCAGAUAGUGCAGACUGAUAGUAACAUGAAUCUAGAUAGCGAUGAAGGGGAAGAGCCAUCCCCAGAAGCGAUGGCGCGAUAUCUCUCCAUGAGAAGACACACUGUUGGUGUUGCUGACCCCAGAACUGAAGUUCCAGAGGACCUGCUGAAAUGCCACCUGCCUGGUUUUCCAUGUACCAUGCCUCAGGCUCCUUUCCUGCAAGUUGUUCCAAAUGUUAAUUUAAUGCAGAAUAUGCUUCCCACACAAAAUUUACAGCCAGCCACACAGCUGGAGUACAAGGAACAAUCCUUACUUCAACCUUCAACUCUACAAUUGCUAAAUGGUAUGGGACCUCUCGGUCGUCGUGCUUCUGAUGGUGGAGCCAACAUCCAGUUGCAUGCCCAGCAGUUUCUGAAACAUCCAAGAGGCCUUUCACCUUUGGUCACCAUGAAUCCACAUACUGUUCCAGUCGUGAUACCAGUGGACGAGGAGGGCUCAGAUGGUGAGCCAGACCAGGAAGCUGUGAAAAGGUAUCUGGCUAACAGAUCUAAACGUCACACUCUUGCAUUGACCAGUCCUACAGCUGAGGUCCCCUUAGAUUUGCAGAGGCAGCUGGGACAGCAACAGGCAAUCUGUUCAUGGGCUUGGGUUCUUCACCCUGAGCAGUACAGUCGCAUUUGCUAUAAAGACUCCAACACUCUGCACAUUCCAGCUGAAAGAUUCUCUCCGGUUCGCCGUUUCUCAGAUGGUGCUGCUAGCAUACAGGCAUUCAAAACUCAUCUAGAGAAAAUGGAGAAAAGCACAAACACAAAUAGCAGCAUAAAGCAGCUGCAGCAGGAAUGUGAACAUUUGCAAAAGAUAUAUGGAAAUGCAGUAGAUGAAAAAAUAUUUGAGAAGACACAACAUCAGCACAUUCUUUAUCAACAAGAACAACAACAACAAAUCCGACACCAACAGAUUCAGGAAUAUAUUCGGCCAGCACAGCCUUCACCUCCAUUGCAAACAGCUUCAUUGAUUCAACAUGUGGAAAACCAGCCAGCAUUAAUCAUUCACCAGCUUCAGAGGUUACGAAUCCAACACGAACAGUCAAGCCCUCCUCCAAAUCAUCCCAACAAUCAUCUCUUCAGCAAGUCUAAUAAUACCCUUCCAUGUAGCAGUACAGCCGUUAUGCAGUCCAGCAGUUGUGCUACCUCUUCAUCUCAGUUUCAAGGCAUACCAUCCCAGCAUGCUCUAUUUCAGCAGCCCAGUAAUAGCCCGCCUCCCCCAAACCUCAAUCUUCCUCAAAUGAAUUUACAGUCUGGAUUUUCACAGCAGUCGCAAACUCAGGCAAUUACAGUUCAAGUCCAGAAAACGCCAGAUUUACCCAGCAACAACUUGCUUCAGGGGGCAGGGCAAAAUCUGCGUACCACACGUCCCUGUGGAAUCAUCAGUUCAGAGAAGCAGCUUCCCCUUCAGCAGAGAGGGGUACAUAUGCACUCUCUUGGGCCUGGACAACUCAGGGGCUUGGCCAAGCCAUUGAGUGCUGAUAGUGCAGAGGUAAACAGCUGCCAUAUUAGUCAAUUCCCUCCUUUGAGUUACGAUCAGACACACUUGCACCCUCACUUUCUCCAGGAGGGACUUCGAUUUUUAACUAACAACUUCAAUCCAGCAACAACGUUUUCUCAAGGCAUGAAAGUUGCACAGAUGGACUCACUUUCGAACUAUAACCAAACCAUAGCCUGUAAUGCUGUAAUGCAGCAUGAACACCAACAGCAAGAUUUCACAGCUUCAUCCCUACAUCAUGCAUUGCUUUCUCCAAUGCCAUCUGACCAUACAAGACACCAGAGGUUUUCUCAGCAGUAUGGCCAUAUGAUUCAGGGACUGCUAUCGCCCAGGCACUCGUUGACAGGCCAACAGGACCUGCGCUUAACUCCUGUUGAACUGCCACAUUUUUUAAAACAUCGUCAGCGGCAGCAACAUCAGCAAGAGUAUGUCUUGCUGAGGCACAUGAGCCAAGGGGUGGGGGACAUGACGGCUAACUUAUGUGGGCAGCAACAUUUUUUAACAGAAACAUUAAAUAUGCCUUAUCAGAAUACAGAAACAUAUCAUGAACAUCAUCUACUGCAGGUCAGAGGCCAGGGUCAUAUUCUGCAGCCCCUUUCGUCAUCCCAUGGCCACAGUUUUGUACAUCAUAGUCUGCUGAUACAUUCGGAGUGUAUGGAAGAGGACUGUGUGAAUGAGGGGAACAAGAAGGACUAUCAGGACAAUACUAAUUCUAGUGAUGUAUCCACCAAAUGCUGCCAAGAGAAUCCAGAGCUGUUCAACGUUGUUAGGUGUGAGGCUUCAGAGAGACUACUAGCAAAUAUAAAUCAUGUGCACAAAGUGGGUGUUUCACAGCUAUACAGUCAUCAGCCAGACCCUGACUCUGCUGGAAGUAAAGUGCCAAGCAGAGAGUCUGUAACAGCGGAUCAAACUGAUGGAAGUGCUCCUAUACAGCCAAUGGAAGUAAAUGACCACAAUGGGAUAGGUUACAAAACAAGAGAGUCAAGUAAAACUUUCCAACGGCAUCACACCAUUCAGACAAGUGAUGAUGCUUAUGAUCAGGCAGAGCCUUCAGGGAUGAGUUUAUUAGAUGCAAAGAUGCUUAGCUCUGCACGUAUGUCAGAUGUUCUUAGCCAGUCAUCACUCAUGGGGAAUCAACAACUGCAGAACAGAGAAGAACACAGUGGAAGUUUCCAAAAUUCUGCCGAACCAAACACAGGAGGCUUGGCACAUUCAAACAGCUCUUGCUACCCUGCCAAAUGCAUCAAUGACAUUUUGAAAGAACUGAAUCCACCACUUGACAACAAAGUACUUCUCUACAAACAUCCUGAUUUGGCCUUUGGAAUGGAGCAGGCUGGCAUGUAA